Periconia digitata is the source of this 282-nucleotide messenger RNA. The record is from the annotation of a GenBank genome assembly. Lineage: Eukaryota; Fungi; Ascomycota; Dothideomycetes; Pleosporales; Periconiaceae.
CUUCGCCACUCGUCUCACCACCAAGCCAAUAGAUAGACUCCGGCCAUUGAUACAUGGACAGUCGUCCCAGGACGACCAUCCUUUCGCUUCGCUCGGAGAAUUUGAUCGCCCAGCUGUGCCACACCCAUCGCCAGCACACAAGCUGCCCCGCUGGCCAAACGGUACAGCGCCCGCCAGCGUACAACCGUCCCUCCUCUCUUGCGGCUCUGGCUGAUUGAUGCUCGGAUGAUGCCGUCCCUCAUCCACUGUAUUCUGAUCGCAGUUCAACUCUUUCAACAACCG